Rotaria sp. Silwood1 is the source of this 1317-nucleotide messenger RNA. NCBI's taxonomy places the organism in Eukaryota, Metazoa, Rotifera, Eurotatoria, Philodinida, Philodinidae. The record is from the annotation of a GenBank genome assembly.
AUGAAAGUUACGUCGAAAACUACAGCAGCUAAUUCGACCAAUCGGAUUAGUGCAUUAGACAGACUCAGCAUGCCAACACCUAACAAUAAUAAUAAGCAAAUUCAUCAACGUCUAAGUGUACCAACAAAUCGCAUGAUUACAGAUGCACGACAAUUAUUAACAAAUCGAAAUACACCAAUAUUUGAUGCUCGACAAUUAUUAAGUCGACAAUCAUCAAAAACUUCUAAUACUUCUCUAAUAAUGCAAAAAGACUUUAUACAAACUGAAGAAGAUGAUGAUAAUGAACAAUAUGAUGAUGAGCAAAAAGCAGAAUAUAUCAGUAGUUUUAACAAUACUCGAUUCGUUGCCGAAACUCCAGAUUUUUCAUUCGAAAAGAAGAAUAACACUUUUGUGACUUUUCAGAAACCCAAGUCAACUGAAUCAAUUUCUUUUACUAAAACAAUCACAAACACAUCAUUCCAACGUGAAGAUGAUGUUCAUCGGUUUCAAGCUCACAACACUCACUUAUCUUCAUUCGACAAAAAAGUUAGUAUCAGUGUUGUAAAAGAUCAAUCCCGCAAAAGACCUAAAUCACCAUCGCCAACUUCACCUUCACCUCCUCCAAGAAUCAGACGUUUACAUGAUGCUUCAAUUCAAACAACACAGUCAUCAUCUUUAUCUCGAUCACCAAUUCCGAUCAAUUCUCAUCGACGACAUUUAGAUGAAUAUGAUGAUCAUUACGAACCACCAAUAAAACGUAGUUCUUCACGACAUACAACAAUAGACAAAGAACAACAAGAUCUAUCUACAGUAUUAAAAAAUUCUCUAAGACGAACAUCGACCAAGACAUUUGAUAAUACACAAACAAAACAAAAGACAUCAAUACAAUCGAAUUCAGAUGCUACAACGGUCUUAGUAACAAAUCUUCAACCAUCAGUUACAGAAGAUGAUGUUAUUGAAUUAUUUAGUGAAGUUGGUCAUAUUGAUGAAAUAAUAACAUUAAGUCAUGGUUGUGUUCAAAUUGUUUAUUCAAACCAUGCACAUGCGGAAGAAGCAGUUGCUAAAUAUCAUAAUCGAUUAUUAGAUGGGCAAUUAAUUUAUGUUAGCCUUCAACAACUACCAUCUUAUUCAACAAAAUCAUCCAAAAAUUCUUCAUCAUCACGAUAUUCCAAACCAACAGCAUCGAAAGACAAGAGUUCAUCACAAUCAAUUAAUGAUAAUGAAUGUUUAAAAUCAAAUUCAAAUAAAAUUGUUAUUGAUCCUACAUUUAUGCGCCAAGCUCUAUUCUAUCCGUCCAAUAAUCCAACAAAUCCUGUACAAUUUCAAGUGAAACUUUAA